Pestalotiopsis fici W106-1 is the source of this 1299-nucleotide messenger RNA. RefSeq lists its product as uncharacterized. NCBI's taxonomy places the organism in Eukaryota, Fungi, Ascomycota, Sordariomycetes, Amphisphaeriales, Sporocadaceae. The coding region runs from base 1 to 1299 and encodes 432 amino acids. The record is from RefSeq and is a predicted model, not a curated record. The transcript has a single exon.
AUGAGACUUGCCGACACCUCUGUCCUAGCGAUGCUGCCCGCUACUAGUCUGGCGGCCUGCGGCACCGCCUAUUCGGCCAACCAGAUUGACGGCUCCUUACUGCGGGCCAUUGUGCUCGACAUGGACACCGAUGCCGCCAAUGUGACCGCCGCCAAUUAUGACCAGUACUUUGCCCAAGGGAGCGCUCUUGAGGGUGUCGAGGCCGUAAUUGCCGCCAGCCAGUUUUAUAUCAACAAGUGGGCGAUCCCGGGCACUGAGGCUGCCUUUCAGAAUGUCAGCCAAUGCUUGAGCGACGGCUAUUUGGUGAACCAGGUGCCCUGGCUGUAUUAUAACACCACUACCGCGAGCUGGUGGGGUGGCUUCGAGGCCGAGUCGCAGGCCGACAGCUAUGACACCGCCGCCCUGUCCGUCGUCACGGGCCUUGUCGCCGGUCUCGAGGUGCGCUUCUGGGACACCAACGGUGAUGGUUUUACUGACCUUAUCGAUGCCGACUAUGUCGAGGGCGUCACCGUCGACACCGUUACUAAAAAUGCCAAUGGCACCUACACAGUCUACCGUGGCAACAUCGAUGUCGCUAACAAGACACCUUAUGAAGGGACCAUUUUUGAUGGAGACCUUUUCGAUACCGACGGCCCUUCCAUAUUGGCCGCCAACUUUGACACCACGAUCGGCGCCGGCGAUGUCGCCCUCUUCUGGUACGGUCCCAACGGCUGGGCGAUAAAGCGCGCCCAGGAGGUCGUCGGUCUCUUCAUUGACGGCGCUGACCACACUAACUACGACGUGGGCGGCGUCGUGUACGAAGAUGCGAUGCGCUUCUCUCGCGACAACCUCCCCAUCUCCAACCGGCCUGGCGAGUUCACCGACGCCCAAAAGUUCUUCAAACUCACCAACGACUCGGCCGCUGGCCUCAACGUCAGCCUCUGGCUCGUGCCCGUCACCAACACCAACAAUACUGGCGCCCCGGUUGGCAUCACGAGCGACAGCAACUCGCGUAGCUUCCUCGCCAAAGCCAUUGCCCAAGCCCAAGCCGAGCUUGCCAAUGUGACAAUCAGCACCGACGGCACCGACGUGUCGUCCACUCAGGAAUGGGUCACGCAGGCCGUUUACACGCAGCUCGACGACGCCAUAGCUCGGGCAAACCAAUCGCUCGCCCUCUCCAACAGCUCAUCCUUCCUGCUCGACUACCAGACUUACCUACUGUACUUGAACCUGUACGGUAGCAGCGACGACAUUGGGGCUCAGUUUGCCGGGUUCAACUACACCGGCUUUGAGAACGAGGAGCAGUUUGGUACUGCCUGA